This is a messenger RNA of Penicillium longicatenatum, 1986 nucleotides long. RefSeq lists its product as uncharacterized. The transcript is spliced from 2 exons. The record is from RefSeq and is a predicted model, not a curated record. Lineage: Eukaryota; Fungi; Ascomycota; Eurotiomycetes; Eurotiales; Aspergillaceae. The coding region runs from base 1 to 1986 and encodes 661 amino acids.
AUGAGUCAAUUUCAGUUAUUUCCACCGCCAUCGACGGAGGUGAAGCCCAAGAACCCGUUCCGCAAGGGUGUCCAGAAACCUCUCCCAAAGACAGAAUCUGGACCUUCAAUACCUCUCAAUGAAAUCAAAACUUCUCCACAGACAACAGAGUCGGUGCUGUUUCAAAUCAUCGAAGAUACAAAGUCUCUUCCUCCUCCACCCCCACUACCAGCACAUCUCGCGCGGUCAAAGUCUCCGGCGAAAUCGGUUUCAUCUAUUGAUUCCCAAUCUGCACGUAGCCGAAGUCGUCAAGACAACCAGUCGAGCCACAAAGCUUUGCCUUCUCAAAGUAGCAUGAGCAAUAGCAGUGGUAGCUUUCGAACGACCACUCCGGCUACUUCGCCCGAAUCAUUCCAGUCAUCUGUCUCUCCGGUUCCAAUGAGAUCGAUGUUCCCCCAAUUCGAUCCGAAGAUACCUCUUAAUCAACAAAACUACCAUCUCCAGAUGCUUGCCAGUGCCCCAGAUUCAAAAUCAAAGCCACCUCGGCCUAAGCUUACGCUUUCACCGACAUCUGAGAUUGAUCAGGCUCUCGGACCGAAGACUGUGCCUGCGAGCGUGCUCAAUUUUCCAACUGGAGUUUUAGACCCGGAAGAGUUUCGGUUUUCCUCACCGCAAGAAUUGGACAUGCUAUGGGAAGCUGCCAAUGGCCAACGACCCCAGAAUCUGUGUGGAUCAUUUCACCUACGUCUGACAAAAAACGGGCCAGCAACCUUCGUCUUCGGUAAUUCAGAACAACCAUUUUAUACGCUACAAACCUACUCAAAUGAUGAACUGGCUAUCUCUCGUAGUGCGCCAUCAAACCCCGAUAAUGAUGUGCCAAUCAUGACAUUGAGCCUUGAAAACCGCAGUCGCCGCGAGCACCCCAACGAUGGACUUGUCGCGCUUCUAUUUUCACGGCUGGCCGCUAUUCUUGCAAUUGAGCAAGCGGAUGAAGUCAGCAAACAGCACCAACUUUCAGGCUCGGAAGCCACAGAGGUUGAGAGGAAUGCCCUGAAACGGGCCGCGGCUCAGGAGUCUUGUCGAUUGUCUUGGAACCGCAAUCUGAGACUUUAUGAACUUCGGCAUCCCUCGCUAUCCAAACGGCACCCGCCAGCCCUAGUAGGGGCUGCAGGGAUUCCACUUUCUCCUGUAGAGGCUCAAUCCUCUGGCAUUCUGUAUAUCACUGUCUCUACCCCGUCUAGCGAUCCCAACCUCAAACAGCCACCGACAAUCAUUGUUACUGGACCGGUCUCAUCAUCUUCUAUGGAGGCCGCGACACAAGCUGCUAAUCCACGCACCUCAGUCCUUCCCGUGACAGAUUCUGACGAGCCACUUGCGACGUUGGACUUUGCUACUCGAACACUUUCCAUCUCUCCAGCUGCCGUGAUUGCUACUAUUCCCUCACUUUAUGCCGUCGACUCUCUCAUCGCUGCAAUCUUGGCUGUGGCCGUAUCCGACGAAGCUACAAAUCCAAUCCUAGCGAACAUGGAACUUGGAUCCCCCAAGUCAAUGGUCUCAAGCAUCACACCGAAGUCACGACAGGGGGUGCCGUUCCGUGGAAAAUUGAUCACAACCCUAGCAGAACGUGAAGACUACGCCGAGAGUCUCGAGCUGGCAUCUCAGAUUGAAGCCGCCAAGGCCAAACAGGAUCGGCCGAAAGCGAAAGGUCCAUUGAAAUUCUGGGAUCGGUCUAAAUCUGCACCGCAGAAGGUCGAACAAAAUCCAAAGUCUAAGAAGAAGCAAAAGAACCAGAAGAUUGUGGUUGAGGAAUUCGACCUGGAGAAGUAUGGUCGGUAUGGGCAUUCUUCGUCACGAGAAGGUGAGAAGUUACCUGGCAUCAUAAGGGGCAUAUUAAAGAUUCUAUUCUUUGGCUUGGACUUGAUUGUGAGAACAUUGGCACUUUUUGUUAAGAUUUUGGCAUGGGUUCUGGUUAAUUCUACACGCUGUGUGACAAGUGAGAAGUUCUAG